Messenger RNA from Condylura cristata (star-nosed mole), 1218 nucleotides. It is a transcript of the gene METTL6, whose product is annotated as methyltransferase like 6. The transcript is spliced from 6 exons. Bases 234 to 1085 code for a protein of 283 amino acids. NCBI's taxonomy places the organism in Eukaryota, Metazoa, Chordata, Mammalia, Eulipotyphla, Talpidae. The record is from RefSeq and is a predicted model, not a curated record.
AAAAUCUGCCUCCAGGGCCUGGGUCUGGCUGAGGGCUGCGUGCGCCCGGCCCUGCCUCUCAGGGUGAACCGAGGAAUUGAUGACGCGCCCAAUGCUGCUUUGAGGUAUGUGCCUAACCGGAUGAACCACCUGUAAGGAAACCCCGCCAGGCCUGUACAUCACUUGGAAUUCUUAGAUUAUCCAGGAAUGGACGGUCUUCAGCAGUGUUAAGUAUAUUACCGUUGGCUUAUGAGAUGGUUUCUCUGCAGAGGAAAGGGCUGCCGUCCAGGAUCCUCAGCUCUGAAGAAGAGGAGAAACUGAAAAGAGACCAAACUUUAGUGUCAGAUUUUAAACAACAAAAACUGGAAAGAGAGGCUCAAAAGAACUGGGACCUUUUUUACAAAAGAAAUAGUACCAAUUUUUUCAAAGAUAGACACUGGACCACUAGAGAGUUUGAGGAACUAAGAUCAUGUAGGGAGUUUGAAGAUCAGAAGAUGACUAUACUUGAAGCUGGCUGUGGUGUUGGGAAUUGUUUAUUCCCGCUUUUAGAAGAAGACCAGAAUAUCUUCGUCUACGCCUGUGAUUUUUCUCCAAGAGCUGUUGAAUAUGUCAAGCAAAAUCCUUUAUACAGCACAGAAAGAUGCAAGGUGUUCCAGUGUGAUCUGACUAAAGAUGACCUUCUGGAACAUGUGCCCCCAGAGUCUGUGGAUGUUGUCACGUUGAUAUUCGUGCUGUCUGCUGUUCACCCUGAUAAGAUGCACCUUGUCUUACAAAACAUCUACAAGGUAUUGAAACCAGGCAAAAGUAUCUUGUUUCGUGACUAUGGGCUUUAUGAUCAUGCCAUGCUUAGGUUUAAAGCCGGCAGCAAGCUUGGAGAAAACUUUUAUGUUAGACAAGAUGGAACCAGAUCAUAUUUUUUCACUGAUGAAUUCCUGGCACAUCUCUUUUUGCGUGCUGGUUACGAAGAAGUGGCGAAUGAGUAUGUGUUUCGUGAGACCGUGAAUAAAAAAGAAGGCCUCUGCGUGCCGAGAGUUUUCCUUCAGAGCAAAUUCCGCAAGUCUCCAAGACCUGACAACUAUGACCCUGGGCCACCUCACAAGUUUUGACCUUUGUUGAGAUUCCUUUGGAAGAGAAAGUUUGGAGUCACCAUUUUUAUAAUUUACUUUUUAAAAAAUGAUACAUAUUUUUCUAUGGAAAGUAGCAAGUAUGCGUAUGUAUUAUAGAAAUACAAAUAAAAUG